AAUUUUUUUCUCAACAGUAAGAAGAGGCUUUCAUUUUCCUUCAAGCUCCCUAACACCUGAAAACCUAAAAACAAAAUCCUCAUAUCUGCAGUGACCCAUGGAAAACCCCCCAAUUUAGGGGUUUCACCCACACACCAUUUCGCGUUUCUCUCCAGUUUCUUUUUUUUUUUUUUUUUUUUUCUCGUUAAAACAUCUUAACAGCCAGUGCCAAAACCCUAGUUCAUUUCCGAGAACAAAAAUGUCGCUUUCACCUUUGGAGUAUUUGUACUUUACAGAGGAUUCUCUCAAAGAGUUGAAAAAUGGAAACACUAGCUUCAAAUUCUCUGAACCAGUUCCCACUCUUCGGUUUCUCUAUGAGCUCUGCUGGGUUAUGGUUCGAGGUGAGUUGCCGUUUCAGAAAUGUAAAGUGGCAUUAGAGUGUGUGGAGUUUGUGGAUUAUGCUUCUCAGGAGGAGCUGGGGUCAAGUUUGGCUGAUAUUGUCACCCAAUUGGCUCAGGAUUUGUCGUUGCCAGGAGAAAGUCGUCAACGUGUUAACAAGCUGGCAAAGUGGCUUGUGGAAUCUGCUUUGGUUCCUUUGAGAUUUUUUCAGGAGCGAUGUGAGGAAGAAUUUUUGUGGGAAUCUGAUAUGAUCAAGAUAAAGGCUGCAGAUCUGAAGUCGAAAGAGGUCAGGGUAAACACUCGUCUUCUUUAUCAACAAACAAAGUUUAACCUACUUCGCGAAGAGAGUGAAGGUUAUGCAAAGCUGGUCACUCUCCUUUGUCAAAUUCCAGAGGGUUCUACACAAAAUGCUUCAGCUGCCACAGUUGGCAUAAUCAAGUCAUUGAUUGGGCACUUUGAUCUGGAUCCAAACCGAGUCUUUGAUAUUGUUUUGGAGUGUUUUGAACGUCAGGCUGGUUAUAGUAUAUUCUUGGACUUGAUUCCCAUAUUUCCCAAGUCCCAUGCCUCCCAGAUUCUUGGGUUUAAGUUUCAAUACUACCAACGGCUGGAAGUAAAUGAUCCUGUUCCAAGUGAACUUUAUCAGCUAACGGCCUUGCUGGUGAAAAGAGAUUUCAUUGAUGUUGAAAGCAUUUAUGCACAUUUACUUCCCAAGGAGGAGGAUGCGUUGGACCAUUACAAUGCAUUUUCAGCUAAGAGACUUGAAGAGGCUAACAAAAUAGGUAGAAUAAAUCUUGCUGCUACUGGGAAGGAUCUCAUGGAUGAAGAGAAACAAGGAGAUGUGACAGUGGAUCUUUAUGCUGCACUGGAUGUGGAAAUGGUGGCAGUUGCGGAGCGUUCCUCAGAGCUAGAAAGUAGUCAACCCCUGGGCUUGCUUAUGGGAUUUCUCGAAGUGGAUGACUGGAAUCAUGCUCAUGAGUUGUUUGACCGUCUCUCACACCUUAAUCCAGUGGAGCAUGUACAAAUAUGUGAUAGAUUAUUCAGGCUCAUUGAAAAAACAAUAUCUGAACCGAAUGACCUUGUUUGCAAGAUGCAACUUUUGGGUUCAGUUCCUGAAGUUUUAACUGACUACUCUAUGGAAGUGGCAAAUUCAUCAAGCAAUAGAUCUUAUAUCAAUCUACGAAAGGAGCUUUUUGAGAUGCUUUCCUCUGUGGGACCUCAUCUUUAUCGAGAUACGUUGUUGCUACAGAAGGUAUGCAGAGUUUUGAGAGGUUACUACAUUUGUGCACAUGAGCUUGUCACUAGUGGCCAGACAUGCUAUAUCUCCCAAACUGUAACCACUGGAGAUCGAACUCCUCGAAUGCACCUGAAGGAUGCUAGGUCAAGAAUUGAAGCAGCAUUAGGAGCAUGCCUGCUUCCUUCCUUACAGUUGAUACCAGCAAAUCCUGCUGUGGGACUAGAGAUCUGGGAACUAAUGAAUCUCCUUCCGUAUGAGGUGCGUUAUCGUUUGUAUGGUGAAUGGGAGAGAGAUGAUGAGCAAUGUCCAAUGCUUUUGGCUGCAAGGCAAACAGCAAAGUUGGACACUAGGAGGAUCCUGAAGCGCCUUGCAAAAGAAAAUCUAAAGCAGCUUGGUCGAAUGGUUGCCAAACUUGCUCAUGCCAAUCCAAUGACAGUAUUGCGAACAAUUGUUCACCAGAUUGAGGCUUACAGGGAUAUGAUUACACCUGUUGUAGACGCUUUUAAAUAUCUGACUCAGCAGCUGGAGUAUGAUAUUUUGGAAUAUGUUGUUAUUGAACGGUUGGCACAAAGUGGGAGAGAGAAGCUGAAAGAUGACGGCCUUAAUUUAUCUGAUUGGCUUCAGUCUUUGGCAUCAUUUUGGGGUCACCUGUGUAAAAAAUAUCCGUCAAUGGAAUUGAGGGGUCUUUUUCAGUAUCUUGUUAAUCAAUUGAAGAAAGGAAAUGGUAUUGAGCUUGUCUUCAUGCAGGAGCUUAUCCAGCAAAUGGCUAAUGUACACUAUACAGAAAAUAUGACAGAGGAACAAUUGGAUGCCAUGUCUGGAAGUGACACACUACGCUAUCAGGCCACCUCAUUUGGUAUAACACGGAACAAUAAGGCAUUGAUUAAAUCUACUAACAGGCUGAGAGAUGCUUUGCUCCCAAAAGAUGAACCAAAGUUGGCAAUUCCACUCUUGCUACUCAUUGCUCAACACCGUUCUCUGGUCGUUAUAAAUGCGGAAGUUCCUUAUAUUAAAAUGGUCAGUGAACAGUUUGAUAGGUGUCAUGGAGCCCUUCUUCAGUAUGUGGAAUUUUUGUCUAGUGCAGUGACUCCAAUGUCUGCCUAUGCUGUUCUUAUUCCCGAUCUGGAUGAGCUUGUACAUGUGUAUCAUCUUGAUCCUGAGGUGGCAUUUCUGAUUUAUCGGCCUGUUAUGAGGCUCUUCAAGUGUCAGAGAAAUUCAGAUGUCUUUUGGCCUUCAGAUAGUGAUGAAGCAGUGAGCGCAGCCAAUGCUGAAAAGGAGUCUGAAAGAUCAGACUCAUCUGCUUACUUACAAGACCUUGGUUCUUCUCGGCAACCUAUCUCAUGGAAAGAUCUUCUUGAUACCAUCAAAACAAUGUUGCCUUCGAAAGCCUGGAAUAGCUUGUCCGCAGACUUGUAUGCGACCUUUUGGGGUCUCACGCUCUAUGAUCUUCAUGUUCCUAAAUCCCGUUACGAAUUUGAAAUUGCGGAAGAGCUACAGGCAAGCAAGCUACUCCUGGAACUCUCUCAAAGCAACAAAAGCAUGAUACUGCAAAAUAUGACAAGUCUGGGAAAGCUGCUGGAAGAGCAUCUGGAGCUGCUUCUGGUGAUGUUGGUUAUCCUUCUGAGAGCAGAACAAGUGGGAAUGUUAAUGUUUCUGCUACGGUUUCAGGGAAUGGUAACUUGUUUUCUACUGUACAUAAAGGUGCAUUAACAAGAUUGGUAGAUCAUUCAAAUGGAUCUAAUGCCGAACUUACAGCUACUAAAUUUGAUGAUCUGAGUGUUUCUGCUGGAAACGAUGAUGUCAAUGAAACUUCUGAUGUGCAGAAGGAGUCCUCAUCGCGUCUGGUCCAUUCGCCUCGACAGGAUGCUUCUAAAGCUAAUGAAAAAGUACAGAAAAGAUCGAUUCCUGCGGAAGAUCUGGAUAGACUGAAUAAACGCCGGAAAGGUGAAACUGACAAUAGAGAUAUCGAUUAUGGUGAUGCUCGUUCUUCGGAGAGAGAGCGGUUAAUGGAUGUACGAACUGCAGAUAAACUUCAUCCAGUAGAUUAUGAUCAACAUGGAUCUGAUGAUCAAAUAUUGAACCGGGCCUCUGAAAAGCCUCUAGAUAGAUCAAAAGAUAAGGGUGGUGAAAGACCUGAGAGAGACCACAGAGAACGAGUAGACCGUCCUGACAGGUCUCGCGGGGAUGAUGCAUUUGAAAAAUCAAGAGAUAGGUCAACUGAGCGGCAUGGAAGAGAACGUUCAAUUGAAAGAGUACAGGAGAGAGUUGCUGAUAGAAACUUUGAUAAGUUGAGUAAGGAUGAAAGAAUCAAAGAUGAUAGGACUAAGCUGCGACAUAGUGAAGCGUCUGUAGAGAAAUCUCACACAGAUGAUCGGUUUCACAAUCAAAAUUUGCCUCCACCUCCACCACUGCCUCCUCACAUGGUCCCACAAUCCAUUAAUGCAGGCAGGAGAGAUGACGAUUCUGAUAGACGUUUUGGAACUGCCAGGCAUAGUCAAAGACUUUCUCCAAGGCAUGAUGAGAGAGAGAGACGGCGGUCAGAAGAAAAUAAUGCAUUAUUGCAGGAUGAUUUGAAGAGGAGGAGAGAAGAAGAUUUCCGAGACCGAAAGCGGGAAGAGAGAGAACUUUCAAUGAAGGUAGAGGAGAGGGAAAGAGAGAGGGAGAAAGGAAGCAUCGUGAAAGAGGAUAUGGAUCCAAAUGCCUCAAAGAGACGCAAACUCAAGAGAGAGCAUAUGGCUUCAGAACCUGGCGAGUAUUCACCUGCUGCUCAUCCUCCUGCCAUUUCUAUUAAUAUGUCGCAGCCCUGUGAUGGAAGAGAUAGGGGAGAACGGAAGGGUGUUAUUGUUCAGCAGCGUCCAGGUUACUUGGACGAGCCAGGUCUUAGGAUUCAUGGGAAGGAAAGUGCCAGCAAAGCACCCCGUCGUGAUGCAGACUCCAGUAUGUAUGACAGAGAGUGGGAUGACGAGAAGAGGCAAAGAGCUGAGCCCAAGAGGCGGCAUCGGAAGUAAUUGCUCAACCACAAGACAAAUGAAGUUUCUGCUUGUUGCUGCUGAAGUAAAACGUAGCAGGGUGGUUUGGCUUGUGUCAAGUGUUCCCGGACCAUUUUUGUUUAGUCAAUUUUUUUAUUAGGCCCUUGAUGGGGUUUGAAUUACUACAAAGAGUAUAUGUAGGUAGGUAAGAUGUGUUUGUUUGUGCAAAUUGCUUCGGAACUCUAUUUACAUUUUUACGUGCCAUAUAUGCAUUACUUUUUGAAAGGAAA
Molecule: messenger RNA, 4871 nt
Organism: Capsicum annuum
Lineage: Eukaryota; Viridiplantae; Streptophyta; Magnoliopsida; Solanales; Solanaceae
Product: THO complex subunit 2
Biological process (GO): mRNA processing; mRNA export from nucleus
Cellular component (GO): THO complex part of transcription export complex
Molecular function (GO): mRNA binding
Source: RefSeq, a predicted model, not a curated record